Molecule: messenger RNA, 2326 nt
Organism: Ipomoea nil (Japanese morning glory)
Lineage: Eukaryota; Viridiplantae; Streptophyta; Magnoliopsida; Solanales; Convolvulaceae
Product: pentatricopeptide repeat-containing protein At2g46050, mitochondrial
Exons: 3
Coding region: 80-1861 (593 amino acids)
Biological process (GO): RNA modification
Molecular function (GO): protein binding; RNA binding
Source: RefSeq, a predicted model, not a curated record
GCUCAAUUUUUUACAUGAGACAUAUAACCGCGAACAAUACGUUGAUGGCGUAGUAGUAGCAGCCCGAACUCACCCAUCCAUGCAUUGUAUACGUAACAAAUGUUUAGCAAUCAAUGUGAAAAGACAGUUGUCACUUCUAACACCCGCUGUUCAUAAUCAACAAUCGACCACUCUCCCCUUCAUUUCUGCUGCCCUCAAAACCUCAGCAAAACACCGGCUUUUCAAUGAAGCCAACAAUUUCCAUGCACAUAUCGUCAAGCUUGGCUUUGCCAAUGUGCUCUCACUCGCCAAUCAACUCUUACACGUCUACGUUAAAUGCAAUGAGUUUUUUAAUGCCUGUAAGGUGUUCGAUGAAAUGUGGGUGAGAAAUGUUGUGACUUGGAACACCUUGAUUUGUGGCUUAGCCGACUGUACUAGGAGCGUUAUGUUAAAUUUCGAUUUUGGGUUUCGCUAUUUCAAGAGAAUGAUGAUGGAAUCGGUGCCUCCUGAUCGCAUUACCUAUUCUGCGCUGUUUCGUAUAUGCGGUGAGGUAACUGGUGGUUUUGAGGCGGGGAGGGGGUUGCACUGUCUAGUUGUGAAGUUGGGUUUUUGUAAAGAUUGCUUUGUUAAUAGUGCUCUUAUUGAUUUUUAUGGGAAAUUUGAAUUGGUUGGGGAUGCAAAGCGUGUUUUUGAGGGUGCUAAGAUGAGAGAUUUGGUUUUGUGGAAUGUCAUGGUUUCUUGCUAUGUGUCAAAUGGUUUGGGAGAAGAAGCUUUUCAGAUAUAUGCCUUGAUGUUAUCGAAUGGGUUCAAGGCCGACUUGUUUACAUUUGCUAGUCUACUAAAUUGCUGUGCUAAAUUGGUGUACCAUGAAUUGGGCCGGCAGAUUCAUGGACUUGUGUUUAAGCUUUGCUUUGAUAAGGAUGUUGUGGUUGGAAGUGCCAUCAUUGACAUGUAUGUGAAGAAUGAAAAUACAGUUGACGCCCGCAAGGCUUUUGGUGGGAUGGCCUCCAGAAAUGUGGUUUCUUGGACCACAAUGAUUUUGGGGUAUGGACGAGAUGGAGAUGGAAAGGAGGCUAUCAAACUUCUUAAGGAAAUGCUUAGAGAAGAUUUUCGGCCUGAUGAACUGACUUUGGCCAGCGUACUAAGUUCAUGCGGCAACCUAUCCAUGGCAAGUGAAGUUGUUCAAGUUCAUGCUAAUGCAAUAAAAUGUGCGUUUUCAAGUUCUUUAUCGAUUGCCAACUCUCUGAUAAAUGCAUAUUCCAAGUGUGGCUGCAUCGCUUCUGCUUUAAAAUGUUUCAACUCAAUUGGAAUUCCCGAUCUUAUUUCUUGGACUUCAAUGAUUGGGGCUUAUGCAUUUCAUGGUUUUGCAGACGAAGCUAUAAAACUUUUUGAAAAGAUGUUAUCCUAUGGCUUGAAGCCAGAUAAAAUUGCACUCCUUGAGGUUCUUUCUGCCUGUAGCCACGGUGGACUGCUGAGUGAAGGGUUGAAAUACUUCACUUCAAUUACUGACUACAAUAUUUUACUAACAUCAGAACAUUAUACUUGCCUUAUUGAUCUUCUUGGACGAGUGGGCCUUUUGAAUGAUGCUAAUUUUGUUUUGAACUCAAUACCACUUGAAUCUCAACCACAUGCUCUGAAGGCCUUUAUUGGUGCUUCUGAAAUCCAUGGAAACAUUGAACUAUCUCAAUGGGCAGCAAAAAAAUUGUGCUUCAUGGAGCCAAACAAUGCUGUAAACUAUAUUCUCUUGUCAAAAUCUUAUGCCUCAGAUAGGAAAUGGUCCGAUGCAACAGUGGUUCGUGAGCUAAUGAAAGAAAAAAUGAACUCCAGAAUUCCUGGUAUUAGCUGGACAGAAAUUGCUCAUAAAGCUCACUCAGAAGAAUGAGGCCGUAAUGAAACAAGGAGUAAGCAGACUUUGAGUAAUGAGGACUGCAGCAAUUUCUUGCGUUUUGGCAACUUACCCGAGUGACAAUAAUUCUCCAAUUUUCUGAGGCAGCAAAAUCUACAAGAAGCGAGAGUUUGACUAGCAUCUCUGGCUAGGGAAUCUUCAACUUGUUUCACAAUAUUUUAGUGUCUUAAGGAAUAUAGCUCUUGAACUUCAUGGUACUGGACAAACUAGGGAGACCUUGAGAUCCUCAUUGAGCCUAGCAAAGAAGCUUUAUGAUAUUCCAACUCAAGUGUGGGUACUAUCAGAUUUGACAGGUAUGUAGCAGCAAUUAAGUGACUAGAGGAGCUGCAAAGAAGACAUAGUGAUGUGUGUUCAUCUAAUCACCAUGUUGAACUGGUAAAAUGAUCGCCAUUGAUUGUGAAAAAUGUAAUCUAUGUAACAUUUUGGACUAGGAAUCUGAUA